CCAUAAACAUAAAAGAAUAAUUUAAUUAUUUUAUCAAGUUUGGAUAUGCGUGUAAUAAUUUUCUUCCAUGAACAACAGCGUAGACUUUGGUCUUAGUGGAAGGUUCUUAGAGUCUUCAAGGAUGGUGUACGAGGAAGUUCAUGAAAACAAAUAUGUAUCUAACUGGAUUGGUGAAGUCUUUAAGGAUAUAGAAACAGAAAAGAAGAGGUUGAUUUCAAAUCGAGAUCUUGUGCGAGUAAAACUCGAAGCAACUGAUCAUAAGAUAUAAGCCAAUUGAAGAGGUUGAUAGUCUCAAACAUUCAAUGGCUAAAUGGGAAAUUUUUCUUAGUUUUAGAGGAGAAGAUACGCGUUACGCGUUUACAGGUUCUCUUUAUCAAUCUUUAUGUCGAGGGGGAUUCAAGACCUUUAUGGAUGAUAGAGGAUUGCAGAUGGGAGACCAAAUUUCACCAUCUCUUUUAAAUGCCAUUGAAGCAUCGAGGCUUUCGAUUAUUGUUUUAUCUGAAAACUAUGCAAAUUCGACGUGGUGUCUGGAUGAACUUGUCAAGAUUCUCGAGUGUAUGAAAUUGAAGAAUCAAUUGGUUUGGCCAAUCUUUUACAAAGUGGAGCCGUCUGACAUCAGACAUAUGAAAAAAUCUUAUGGAAAAGACAUGGCUCGACAUGAAAAUAUACUUGGAGUUGAUUCUGAGAGAGUACAAAAAUGGAAAUCAGCUUUAGUUGAAGUGUGUAAUUUGGCCAGAAUGGCUUAUUCAAUCGGGUAUGAAUAUGAAUUUAUUCAGGAGAUUGUGGAAGAUGCCAAUCUCAUUAGAAGUCGUUUGCAAAUAAGAAACAUAUAGAUAACAACAAUAACUACUUAUAUCUAAUUUGUGGUAUUAGUUUGGGUUGGAAUUAAGGUAAAGGUAACAAAUUCAUGUUAACUACUCUUAAUGUGCAGUAAAAAUAUGAAUUCAUGUUAACUUUGUUGGUGUUGAAGACUUGAUCCAAGCCUCAUAUGAUAUUCAUUUAAGUUUUUCUUUAAUAUAUUGUCGUCUAAUUUUGCUUACAAGUCAUGAUUAGAAGAACAAUGCAACUCUAAAGUUAUUUUGAAAGAACAUCACUUUUUCUCUAUGAACAAUGUUACUGUCA
Molecule: messenger RNA, 1122 nt
Organism: Lathyrus oleraceus (garden pea)
Lineage: Eukaryota; Viridiplantae; Streptophyta; Magnoliopsida; Fabales; Fabaceae
Product: disease resistance protein RUN1
Exons: 2
Coding region: 303-833 (176 amino acids)
Biological process (GO): signal transduction
Source: RefSeq, a predicted model, not a curated record